CGGUCCCACAGCGCCCCGACCCCGCUUCGCCGGGCGGUUCCCGGAGGCCCCGCCCCGAGGCACCUCAUCCUCCUUCCGGCGGUGCCCCGCCCCCGACUCCGCAGUUCUACCAGCUCCCGCCCGCCCGCGGCGCAGCUCCUGGAGGCCCCGCCCCGUCCCGUCCCGUCCCGCGGGACAUCGCUUCAGCCCCGCGGCGUCGUCCCCGCGCUGCAUGUUUCUCCGAGCCGGCCUGUCGGCGCUCGCUCGGCUUCUCAGCGCUCUUCGGCCUGCUUCUGUCGCCGCCAUGAGCACUGGCACCUUCAUCGUUUCGCAGCCGCUCAAUUACCGCGGCGGGACCCGCGUGGAGCCGGCGGACUCCUCCGGCACCGAAAAGGCGUUCGAGCCGGCGACGGGUCGAGUGAUAGCUACUUUCACAUGUUCAGGGGAAAAGGAAGUAAAUUUGGCUGUUGAAAAUGCAAAGGCUGCCUUUAAAAUAUGGAGUAAAAAAUCUGGCAUGGAGCGUUCCAGAAUCCUUUUGGAGGCUGCCAGGAUAAUAAGGGAACGGAAGGAUGACAUAGCCACUGUGGAGACCAUCAACAAUGGCAAGUCCAUCUUUGAGGCCCAGUUGGACAUUGAUUCUUCCUGGCAGUGCCUGGAGUAUUACGCAGGCUUAGCUGGAUCCAUGGCUGGUGAACAUAUCCAGCUCUCAGGUGGAUCCUUUGGUUAUACCAGAAGAGAACCACUUGGGGUAUGUGUGGGAAUAGGAGCAUGGAACUACCCCUUUCAAAUUGCCUGUUGGAAGUCUGCUCCAGCUCUAGCUUGUGGUAACGCCAUGGUCUUUAAGCCUUCUCCCUUCACGCCUGUUUCUGUAUUGCUGCUGGCUGAAAUCUAUACUGAGGCUGGUGUGCCGCCUGGGCUCUUCAACGUGGUGCAAGGAGGGGCUGCCACAGGCCAGUUUCUGUGUCAGCAUCGUGAUGUGGCCAAAGUCUCUUUCACUGGAAGUGUGCCCACUGGCACAAAGAUCAUGGAGAUGUCAGCUAAAAGAAUUAAACCUGUUACCUUGGAGCUUGGAGGCAAAUCUCCACUCAUUAUCUUCUCAGACUGUGUUAUGGAGAAUGCAGUGAAAGGAGCAAUGAUGGCCAACUUCCUCACACAAGGCGAGGUUUGCUGUAAUGGCACAAGGGUAUUUGUGCAAAAGGAAAUUCUCGAUAAAUUUACAGAGGAAGUGGUGAAACAGACCAAAAAGAUAAAAAUUGGAGAUCCCCUUCUGGAAGAUACAAGGAUGGGUCCACUCAUCAACCGACCACACCUGGAGAAAGUCCUUGGGUUUGUCAAACAGGCAAAGGAGCAGGGUGCUAAAGUGCUAUGUGGUGGAGACUUACAUGUACCUGAAGAUCCCAGAUUAAAGGAUGGCUAUUUCAUGAGACCUUGUGUAUUAACUAAUUGCAGAGACGACAUGACUUGUGUGAAAGAAGAGAUCUUUGGACCAGUUAUGUCCAUUUUAUCAUUUGACACUGAAGCUGAGGUUCUGGAAAGAGCUAACGAUACCACCUUUGGACUAGCAGCUGGUGUCUUCACCAGGGACAUCCAGCGAGCUCAUAGGGUGGUGGCUGAACUUCAGGCUGGAAUGUGCUUCAUCAACAACUAUAAUGUCAGCCCAGUGGAGUUACCCUUUGGUGGUUAUAAGAUGUCAGGAUUUGGCAGAGAAAAUGGUCGUGUAACAAUUGAAUACUAUUCACAAUUAAAGACUGUGUGUGUGGAGAUGGGCGAUGUGGAAUCUGUUUUCUGAAAAUCAGCUGCAGUAAACCGUAUCAACAUGACCAUGCUGUAGAAUAGUAAGAAUUGGCUGUCUUGACAGAGGCAGUCCACCUGAAUCCAGUUUUAAAUCCAGAAUUUUGGUCAUUCGUGACAAGUGAAUGGUUCAAUGUUACUCUUCCUCUCUCAAUCAUCUUCCUGAUUGAAAAUGUGCUUAAGUGCCUUUUCUAUACUAAUCAAGAAGGUUGUGAUUUUCCUCAAAGCAAAUUUCAGUGAAAUCUUUACGAGCUAGUAACACACUUCUGAAGGAGGAGAGGGACCAGGAUUACACUUCACAGAUUUGAUCCACCAACAAUAUUACUUCUCUAGUUCAUUUUAAAGACCUUUCUCCUUUGUAAGUUCUUGGUGGAAUCGAAUCAGUAGAGAUGAUUUCUGCUUAUUGACAUUUUUUAAAGUGUGUCCUCUUGUUCCAUUCAGAAAGCCAACAAUUGGGAUAGAUGACUAGGGAAUAGAUGAGUUCAAAUUCUGUUUGAAUGGACACUUGCCUUAUUAAGCACUUUGCUUCCAUUCAGGGGCUGUGGUAGAGGAUAUCUGUUUCCAGCCCUUCAACUUGCUCUUAUGACAGAAGGGUUACUUUUUAAAUAUACAAAUUAUUUGUAUGUUAUCACAACACACUAAAAUUUGAAUAAAUCACACUGUUAAUCCUA
This is a messenger RNA of Choloepus didactylus (southern two-toed sloth), 2441 nucleotides long. RefSeq names its product aldehyde dehydrogenase 9 family member A1 (gene ALDH9A1). The record is from RefSeq and is a predicted model, not a curated record. The transcript is spliced from 11 exons. Gene Ontology annotation, molecular function: 4-trimethylammoniobutyraldehyde dehydrogenase (NAD+) activity; aminobutyraldehyde dehydrogenase (NAD+) activity. Bases 212 to 1768 code for a protein of 518 amino acids. NCBI's taxonomy places the organism in Eukaryota, Metazoa, Chordata, Mammalia, Pilosa, Megalonychidae.